GCUCGGCGGGUCGCGGACGGCGUACAGCACCAUUUGCGGCGAGCUAGCGAGCUACGGUUUCGUGGUGGUGGCCAUGGAGCACCGCGACGGCAGCGGGGCGCGGACCUACGUCAACCUGCCGGAAAACCGCCAGCUCUCGGACGUGCAAGUCGAUCCCGAGGCGAACCUGAACGUGUCGGACGCGCGGGGGAAGAGGAUGAAGAAGCCGCAGCGCGAGGGCAGGGCGGCGCCGCAGCAGUACUACGUCGACUACCUCUUCCCCAAGGGCAACGUGCAGGACACCUCCCCGCACAGCGCGCACGGGGUGGACACGAAGCUGAGGACGGCCCAGAUCGAGAUGCGGCUGGCCGAGAUCGAGGAGGCCGUCUACGUGCUGGGGCGGAUCAACGAGGGGGCCGGCCGGGAGGUGGCGGCCGCGAACCUGCGGCGCAAGGGCAACGUGGGGUCGAGCUCGAAGGGGCUCGAAGGCAUCGACUGGGCGGCGUGGGAGGGUCGUCUUUACCUGGACGAGGGCGUGACGGUCAUGGGCCACUCCUUCGGCGGGGCCACGACGGUGCAAUGCCUGCGGACGGAGAGGCGGUUCGAGUGGGUGGGACAGGGCAUCGCGCUGGACGCGUGGGGCCCGGCGACGCCGUCGGCCGGGGCGGCGGAAGGGACGGGCGUCAUCGAUAAGCCGCUCCUCUCGAUCGGGUCCGAGGCGUUCAUGCACUGGGAGGAAAACUUCGACCGCGUGGUAGGCGUCUGCCGGGAGGCGGCAACGAGCGGCCGAGGGCGAUCGUGGAUGAUGACGAUCCGUGGCUCGACGCACCUGUCGCAGACGGACUUCGGGGUCCUGUACCCGACUUGGAUGGAUCUCCUGUGCAAGACGCUGGUAAACCCCCUGCGGGCGCUGUACCUGACUGUGGCGCCGUCGAUGGAGUUUCUCAGGCUCGUGUUGUCGGCGGAGCAGGUGGAGGGGGCGCGGGGCGUGGACUUUUGGCCCGACGAAGGGAUCCUGCGGACGGCGGUGGAGCCCGAGGCCGAGGUGACAAAGGAGCACCGGCCGGAGGAGAAGUGGAUCGCGUCGCGACUGCGGGUGGACAACGAGCUGAGGCUGCGGGCGAGGAGAUGGCUAAGGUGGACAAGGAAAAAAGAGGAAAAGGGAAAGGGAAAGAGGGGCUUAUUAGUGGACUGGGAUGACGGCAACGAGAUAUGGAUGCAUUUCAGACCCGAACGGGGGGUCAUGGAUCGAGAGGGAGAUGACGAAGCAAAGCUAAACGCGAAAAACGAUGUGGAAGACGAAUCAUCAUCGAGAGCGAGUUCGGCCCGGGAGGGUACAGCGGUCAAGCCCGAAGAAGACAUGACGAGCUGGACCACGAGGACAAUCGACGCGGUGGUGGGGGGCGGCUAAGAACACCGGGCUGUAUGUCUCAUUGAAUGGGC
Messenger RNA from Sodiomyces alkalinus F11, 1422 nucleotides. RefSeq lists its product as hypothetical. The record is from RefSeq and is a predicted model, not a curated record. The coding region runs from base 74 to 1390 and encodes 438 amino acids. Gene Ontology annotation, molecular function: 1-alkyl-2-acetylglycerophosphocholine esterase activity. NCBI's taxonomy places the organism in Eukaryota, Fungi, Ascomycota, Sordariomycetes, Glomerellales, Plectosphaerellaceae. The transcript has a single exon.